GAGAGCGGAGAGAGCGGACAUGCUGCUGCUGCUGCUGGGACCCGCAACUCCGUCCGCCAGCACGGUUGCAAUGGUGCAUGAACGCCCUCAGCUCUUCCCCACAGUAGACGUCCCUGAUCAUGCACACUACACUGUUGGUGCUGUAAUCCUGGUCAUCGGUAUCACCGGCAUCGUGGGCAACUUUCUGGUCAUCUAUGCUUUCACCAGGAGUCGUACUCUAAGGACACCUGCCAACAUGUUUAUAAUAAACCUGGCCAUCACAGACUUCUUCAUGUGUGCCACACAGACUCCAACAUUCUUCAUAACCAGUAUGCACAAGAGAUGGAUCUUUGGAAAGAAAGGUUGUGAGCUGUAUGCAUUCUGUGGGGCUUUGUUUGGGAUGUGCUCUAUGAUCACUCUCAUGGUCAUCGCGGUAGACCGCUACUUUGUCAUCACGCGACCCCUGCACUCCAUUGGCAUCCUGUCCCAGAAGAGGGCACUGUUGGUUCUCAUGUGUGCUUGGAUUUACACUCUGGGCUGGAGCCUGCCACCGUUCUUUGGCUGGAGUGCUUAUGUUCCUGAAGGUCUGAUGACUUCUUGUACAUGGGAUUAUGUAACUUUUACUCCUUCAGUUCGGGCAUACACAAUGCUGCUCUUCAUCUUUGUCUUCUUCAUACCACUCAUCAUCAUCAUCUACUGCUAUAUCUUCAUCUUCCGUGCCGUUCGUAACAGCAAUCAAGAUGUGGUGAAGCUGAACAGGUACAAUAGCAGAGACUCAGUAAAAAGAAUAAAUAAGAUGAAGAAAGAAUGGAAAAUGGCCAAGGUUGCUCUCAUUGUCAUCCUGUUGUAUGUCAUCUCCUGGUCUCCCUAUUCAAUCAUGGCUCUUACAGCGUUUUCUGGAGUGGCGAUAGCAAAGUAUAUCCCAUGUUUGCGUGUGCUGCUGUGUGUUCCUCAGAGGGAGCUCCACUCUCUCCACAGCAGUGUUAUAUCUACCAGACUCUCCACUAUAACCACCAGAGCCUCAGACAUGUCUGGGAAAUUUUCCCAUAACAGUACAGGCAAAUCCCACACCUCUUCUGCCUCUGACGAUGAAUCUGAAGGGAACGAAAGCAUGGAUGGUGCUACGAUCCAGAUGCCCAGAAUAGUGGUCACCUCUGAGUCCGAGCUGUUUCUGACUUCUGUGAAAUGACUUAUUGUUAUUCUGCCCUGUUCUGUGUUAAUAAGUUAUUGCAUGCUGUUGGUUGACA
Messenger RNA from Clarias gariepinus (North African catfish), 1226 nucleotides. It is a transcript of the gene opn4a, whose product is annotated as opsin 4a (melanopsin). The transcript has 8 exons. Gene Ontology annotation, molecular function: G protein-coupled receptor activity. Gene Ontology annotation, cellular component: membrane. The record is from RefSeq and is a predicted model, not a curated record. Lineage: Eukaryota; Metazoa; Chordata; Actinopteri; Siluriformes; Clariidae. Gene Ontology annotation, biological process: G protein-coupled receptor signaling pathway. The coding region runs from base 20 to 1168 and encodes 382 amino acids.